Molecule: messenger RNA, 276 nt
Organism: Dracunculus medinensis (Guinea worm)
Lineage: Eukaryota; Metazoa; Nematoda; Chromadorea; Rhabditida; Dracunculidae
Source: the annotation of a GenBank genome assembly
AUGUCGAAAUUAACGGAAUUAAGACUGAAGGUAUUAAGAUAUUUCAAUGAAGCCAUGAAGAUUCAGGAAACAGAUACGAAAGCUUCAAAUAUUUUGAAAAGGCGACCGAAUGGCAAUGAUAGCAGUAAACAUAAUCCAAAUAUUGAGACAACAGUUCUGGCUGAAGAAGAAUUAAGCAAGUACCGCCGAAAAUCAACGCUACAAGAAUGGAUCAAUGGAACACUAAAAACAAUGGCGGAAAUUAGUGAACAAGUCGUCUCGGCAAAUGACGACUGA